Molecule: messenger RNA, 4366 nt
Organism: Acyrthosiphon pisum (pea aphid)
Lineage: Eukaryota; Metazoa; Arthropoda; Insecta; Hemiptera; Aphididae
Product: vesicular glutamate transporter 2.1-like
Exons: 4
Coding region: 48-785 (245 amino acids)
Biological process (GO): transmembrane transport; regulation of synapse structure or activity; synaptic transmission, glutamatergic
Cellular component (GO): excitatory synapse; synaptic vesicle membrane
Molecular function (GO): L-glutamate transmembrane transporter activity; neurotransmitter transmembrane transporter activity
Source: RefSeq, a predicted model, not a curated record
CUUAUUUAACGAUUUAUUUUGCACAAAAUCCGCCCUGUAGACUAAUUAUGUUUGUGUUUUCACUUUCACAGACUGGUUACAUCGGCGCUUUGCCUCAUCUGCUGAUGACCAUAGUGGUGCCCCUUGGAGGUCUGCUGGCCGAUCACAUACGGAAAAACGGUAUCCUGUCCACGACUAGCGUCAGGAAGAUUUUCAACUGCGGAGGUUUUGGCAUGGAAGCCACGUUUUUCCUCGUGUUGGCCAACGCCCGCACGCCGCUCAUGGCCACGAUCGCCUUGACCUGUGGCGUGGCGUUCAGCGGUUUCGCCAUUUCCGGGUUCAACGUUAACCAUUUGGACAUUGCGCCGAGAUACGCUAGUAUACUGAUGGGCAUAUCGAACGGAAUUGGUACGAUAGCAGGGCUUCUGUGUCCGGUCGCGAUCAACAUCAUCAUCAGGCACAAGACGAGGCAGAGCUGGAGCGAGGUAUUCAUACUGGCCGCCGUCAUUCACUACAUUGGGGUGGUGUUCUACGCAAUAUUCGCUUCUGGAGAAUUGCAACCGUGGGCCGAGCCCAAGGUCGAAGAAGAUCAACAAAUGGAUGAGGUGAGCGUCGACAAGAAGAGUAAGCUUACGUCGUACGGUUCGGUCGAACAGUCGUCGGGCAAAGGGUUCGUGAACGCUGGCCUCAACACCAACUGCACCAUCGGCGAGACCGAACCGGCGCCGCCGACCGACAACCCGACAAAUCCGUUCCUGGCCAAGCCCACCGCAGCCACCACCAAUCCGUUCGCUACCUCCGAGUGAUAAUCUGAUUAUUAAUGAUAAAUUAUUGAUGUAACGGAUAAUUCGAGUUCGGAUCGCGCUGUCGUCACGUCGAUUAUUACUACACGGAUUAUAAUAUUAUGAUAUAAUGAUAAUAAUAAAAAUUAUUAUUAUUGUUACAUUGUAAAGGUCGCAGGAGGUACUUCGCGAGCAAUAAUACCGUUAAUUGCGUAGUCUCGAUUGCACGUAGUUGUUUCGUAGGUAUUAAAAUAAUAAUUUUUAGGUAGAUAAUAUUACUAAAAUCGAUUUUCUCUCAAUUAUACAACUAUUAUAUAGUAAUAAUUAUAAUAACAUAAUAAUAGUAUUAUCGUACACACUCGUCGUCUCAUCUAUAUAUUGAAUGAUACUAUUAUUAUAAUAUAAUAGAACCUAGAACAUGAAUUUCGCGUUUAUCGAUACAAUGUAGCGUAAAUCGUAAUAAAUUUGCAUUUAUCGAUUUUUCCAAAUUAAUAAUUAUUAUCUUAAUAUUAUAAUAUACUGUCAAUUUGUUUUUAUACAAUUCCGAAUAAUAUAGAUUCCGUCUUGUGACGGAUGUAAAAUAUAAUAUAAUAUUGUUAUUUAUUAUAAUGUUUAUACAGCUUGGUCGGCUCGAAAGUGCUCGGCUUCAACGUUAUAAUAAUGUGUAAUAUUAUAAUAUAUUUUAUAGAUAUUUAUUACUUCACCUUAAUAUAUAGGUAGGUAAUAUCGUAUCUGAACUUAUGGUACUUACGUAUUACCCGGUACUUGGUUUCACACUGUUUUUAAACUCUUAAAUAUUAAUAUCAAGAAUACUCGAAUAAAAUUUAAUAAUCAUAAUUAUGAACUUAAAAUAUAGUACAAUAUUAUUUCAGUUGCACAAAAAAUAGUAAAAAAGUUUGUUUUGAAAAAACAUAACUAUAUUCGGUACAAUUAAAACACUUAGUUGAUAGUAUCUUAAGUUAUUUAUGUGUUUCUUUAUUAAGAAAGUUGUGUGUUGGAGGGACAACAAUAAUAUUGCAGUAUCUAUAUCUUUUGAAAUUGAAUCAAAUAAAUUGUUCAAAUCAGCGGGAUUAUGACGUUACACGAAGUGUAAACUUUAAUUAUAGGUCUAUAAAAUUGUCGACCCUGUGCCAAUUAACGUUUUAUUAGUAAAAAAUGUAUUUACACACUAUUAUGUCAUCGUCUAUAGUCUGUUGUGUGUUGUUUAUUUAAUCACGAAUUGAGCUAGGAUGAAAUACUAUUGUAUCCUGGUUUUCGAGUGAAACCUUUCAUGUUCUGAAAAUGUUACCAGCAGUGUAGAAUUUCAUGACCAUUUGACCUCUGUAACUGCAAGUUGAUAUAGUUAAAUAUUUUUCAACUUAACGGUAAUACCUAACAAACUACAUGGAAUGAUAUUCAUAAGAUAAGCACAGCUAGUUCAACCAAUUAAAACACUGGGAUUUUAACACGUCAUGACAGAGUGUAAAUAGACGCUUUAAAUGUUUUGUACGAUUUUGUUAAUGGUACACCGAGUGAUCCAUUUAACGUAAGACACUCGUUGUUUUAAUAACUAUUAACAAUAUUUUAACAUAAUUUUAGUUCGUUAAAAAAACAAAAUUUUAUUGAAUAAUUAUAUUUUUUAUUAUUUUUCAUCGUAAUUAUUUUUUAACAACAUAUAUAAAUGACAACACGCCAUUUUAACUCCUUAUUUCAAAGCAGAAUAUUUUUUGAAGUACUUUGAUAAUUAAAAAUAAAAUUUUGGACAAGCAAUUUAUGAGUCAGUAUUUACAGUUUGGAUAAACGGAGCGGAGUGGCACAGGGGUUCCCAGCAAAAUUUAGUCGUUCAAAAAAGUAAAAAAAUUUCAAAAUUGACAAAGAUAAUAUUUUCUAAAAAUGUUUUUUUGUAACAACUUAAAAUUAUGAAUUACAAAUCGAUACAGGUACCAAACUACGGUCUGUGGACAAUAUGUAAGUACCAUAAAUUACGAUGGUGCGAUGAUCGCAUAAUAAUGUAUUCUGUCAAUUUCUUUUUAUACAAUGUAAUAAUAGAUUAUAUUCCUUAACGGAUGUUAAAUAAUUAUAAAAUUAUGUGUUAAUGUUUUAUAAGCUUCGUCGGCUCAAAUGCGUUCGGCCGCGUUUUAUAUAAUAAUAAUAUAGGUAGGUACUAUAUAUACGGAUUAGGUUAUAGCGGCUUAGGUUAGGUUAGACUUUUCCGAACGAUUGUUAUAUUAUUAUGAUGUACGUUUUUUUUCGUCUAACACAAAAUAUUAUAUUGUAUUAAGGUAAUGCUUAUUCUCGGUCAGAAUCGAACGCGUGUUGAAAUGUGAUUCGAUAAUGGUCAUAUUAUAAUAAUAAUAUGUAUAAUACCAUCACGGCGCAUACGCAUAAUAUGCGUUGAAAAUAAGUAGUUAUAUUAUUAUAUCGAAUCGUCAUCUGCGAUUUUUUAGUUGGGAUUCUUUGCCGAAACUCGUCGUGUGAUUCGUAAUAAAUAUAUAGGUGUAUUAUGUAUGCAUAAUACUAAGUAUAAAACGGUUGUAUGGGAACUGAUGACGUUGCUGAGAUGAUAAUAUAAUAAUUUAACGUCUCUCGUCCGACGCUCACCCAUAUUAUGGCCAGCGUGGUUUAGAGUAAGACGUGUUAUGUCUGCUAAAAAGCGCGUAAAUUAUUAGACGAUUUAAAUACCUGCAAAAUAUGGAAAAUAUGGUGUAUAAUAUAAUAUUAUAAUAUAGUCACUAUAUUAUGUAGUUAUAUGUUAGUAUGUCCAUCGCAUAUUUCGUAUGCGAUGAAUGCCUUUUCGAAAUUCGUCCUACUGUGAUACAAUAUAACAUAAUAGUAUUUUAUUUUAUGCACGCCUGUAACUGGGCCGGCCGGGCUAUAUAUUUUCGUUGUUCCGAUACAACCAAAAUGUUGGACUUAAAAUACAACGAUAAUAUUAUUAUAAUAGUACCUAUGUGUACGACGAAUAACAGUAAAAAUAUUAUGAUAUUGUAUUGCUCCCCAAACGACUCGACGACCCGCCGUGUCGGGAUGAAAAUCAAACGUCGCAACAAGUUGAUUUUUUUCUAGUGGUUGUAUUAAACGUUUUUAUUUACGCAUAAUAUAACUCCUUCCAGUUUUUUCUGCUAGUUCGAUUUGAAAUCGAGUAAACGAUAAGAUACUUUUGAGAAGUUUUUUGAAUAAUGUCAAUUAAAACACAUAAAUAUGAAAUAUGGUUCUGUUGAUUUCUUCGUCGGAUAUUAACUAAUGUUUUCUUUUGUAAACAAAAUAACUAAUAUGUCUUAACGUAGACGAGUAUACUAAAACAAAACAAAAAACUGUUUAGGUCGCGCACACCAAUAUACCAUAACAAUAAUUCUUCAGCUUUCGCGUUUUCUAUCGGUGAAAUAAGAAAACGAUCACACGAACUUACACCAUUAUAAGACGUAUAUAUUAAUAUUGUUCAUCGUCAUAAUAUGAAUUCUACUCGCUUUGAAUACUCAACGCGCUUCAAUAAAAAUUCAAACCAAUGAUAUAGUUUACUCAAUGUUCGAACUCAAGUAGAACCAAAAUCUCGAAGAAAACAGUUUGGUCAUGUAUAGCAAGUGUAAAAAUAUAUGAAAGUAGAAUGUGCUGCGCGGACAUCGUUU